AAGGAGCCCACCACCGCAAUGCCUGACUCUCCGGCCGAGGUGAAGACACAACUACGGUCCACACCCCCUGGCAUGCCGCCCCCACUACCCACUGCCGCCCAGGGGGCCACCCGCCCCCCAUCCUUCACGCCGCACACACAUCGAGGGGACAGGCUGGCCGCAUCGCUGUCGCACGGCCGCUUCCACGGCUGUCUGAAGUGGUCGAUGGUCUGUCUCUUGAUGAAUGGUGGCGGCCACUCGCCCACGGCCAUUGGCGGCGCCCCAUCCACGCCCAACGGCUUCAGCAAUGGCCCAGCCACAUCAUCCACAGCCUCGCUGUCCACGCAGCACCUGCCCCCGGCCUGCGGGGCGCGGCAGCUCAGCAAGCUCAAGCGCUUCCUCACCACCCUGCAGCAGUUUGGCGGUGACAUCUCGCCUGAGAUCGGGGAGCGCGUGCGCACGCUGGUGCUGGGCCUGGUGAACUCCACGCUGACCAUCGAGGAAUUCCACGCCAAGCUGCAGGAGGCCACCAACUUCCCUCUGCGGCCUUUUGUCAUUCCCUUCCUGAAGGCCAACCUGCCGCUGCUGCAGCGUGAGCUCUUACACUGCGCGCGCCUGGCCAAGCAGACACCUGCCCAGUACCUGGCGCAGCAUGAGCAACUCCUGCUGGACGCCAGCGCCUCCUCGCCCGUGGACUCCACAGAGCUGCUGCUGGAUGUCAAUGAGAACGGCAAGAGGAGAACUCCCGACAGGACCAAAGAGAAUGGGUCGGACCGGGACCCGCCGCACCCCGAGCACCUGAGCAAGCGGCCCUGCACCCUGAGCCCCGCCCCCCGCUGCAGCCCCGGCCAUGGGCCAGUCCCACCCCCGCACUACCGCCUGGAGGACAUGGCCAUGGCCCACCACUUCCGUGACUCUUACCGCCACCCUGACCCCCGUGAGCUGCGGGAGCGCCAUCGGCAACUUGGGGUGCCGGGUUCACGGCAGGAAGAGGUGAUCGACCACAGGCUCACAGAGCGUGAGUGGGCGGAGGAGUGGAAACACCUCAACAAUCUCCUGAACUGUAUCAUGGACAUGGUGGAGAAGACACGUCGGUCGCUCACGGUGCUGCGCCGGUGCCAGGAGGCCGACCGGGAGGAGCUCAACCGCUGGACCCGGCGCUACAGUGAUGCAGAGGACACAAAGAUGGGCCCUGUGCCCGCUGCCCGGCCCCUCAGCAGCUCUGCUGGCCCUGAAGGCUCGCAGCUAGACGUUCACCGGGAGUUGGUGCCCCGGGCCCUCCCCGGCUACAUGCCUGAGGACAUCUGGAGGAAGGCUGAAGAGGCGGUGAACGAGGUGAAACGGCAAGCCAUGUCAGAGCUGCAAAAGGCUGUGUCAGACGCAGAGCGCAAGGCCCACGAGCUCAUCACCCUGGAGCGUGCCAAGAUGGAGCGGGCCCUGGCGGAGGCCAAGCGCCAGGCUUCUGAGGAUGCGCUGACAGUUGUCAACCAGCAAGAGGACUCCAGUGAGAGCUGCUGGAACUGCGGGCGCAAGGCCAGCGAGACAUGCAGUGGCUGCAACGCGGCGCGCUACUGUGGGUCCUUCUGCCAGCACAGGGACUGGGAGAAGCACCAUCAUGUGUGCGGCCAGAGCCUGCAGGGCCCCACCGUGGGCACCCAACCAGCACCCGCACAGCCUGAUGCCGCCCUGCCUGCGGGCGCUGCCAGCCCUGGUGAGGCCGGCUCUGCGGGACCCUCUCGCCCCACCUCCCCCGGCCUGCUGGACGCUGUGCCCCGCUGAGCCCUCCUGGCCAGCCCGCCAGACACAGCGCCCUGCCGACCCCGCCCGGCCCUGGUCCUGGCCCACCGGACGCUGCACCGCCCGGCCCAGGGAGCCAGCUGGAGUCACUGCUGCUACUGCCUCUCUCCAAGAGAAAACAGAACCGACAAAGCUGCAUCCAAUGCAACUUCCUCAGCUACC
Carlito syrichta (Philippine tarsier) is the source of this 1938-nucleotide messenger RNA. It is a transcript of the gene CBFA2T3, whose product is annotated as CBFA2/RUNX1 translocation partner 3. The coding region runs from base 19 to 1758 and encodes 579 amino acids. Gene Ontology annotation, cellular component: nucleus. Gene Ontology annotation, biological process: negative regulation of DNA-templated transcription; DNA-templated transcription. The transcript has 11 exons. Gene Ontology annotation, molecular function: transcription corepressor activity. The record is from RefSeq and is a predicted model, not a curated record. NCBI's taxonomy places the organism in Eukaryota, Metazoa, Chordata, Mammalia, Primates, Tarsiidae.